Messenger RNA from Effrenium voratum, 1923 nucleotides. Lineage: Eukaryota; Dinophyceae; Suessiales; Symbiodiniaceae. The record is from the annotation of a GenBank genome assembly.
AUGCGGUCGGAGCUGUACACGGCUUUGCCCAAGACACGCUUCGGCAUGACAAUCUUCCCGGACACGCGGCAUGUGGCAGAGCCCAGCGUGCCGCUCUGCAGCCACUCCAUGCACGACUCGGAGCGCUUCAAGACCACCAACAACGUGCACUCGGUCUUCUCGGCGCCCGAUCACCGCAACCCCCAGGUGCAGUCCCUGAACUUGUGCGGCCCGCAGGAGCUGCCCGAUUUGACUUUGCCUUUGCGGCCUCAGCUGCGGCCCUUUGUGGCCAGCAUCGUCCUGAUCGAUUGGUGGGACAGCGCGUUGGAUGUGCAGAGAGAUCGGUCUGUCGGCUUCAUGCGCCCAGCGAUUGAGCAGCUGGGGGAGCAUCCGGAGGUGGGGAUCUUCUGCCCGGUGUUUCACCACCGCUUCGCGCACGUCCUCAAGGGAGCAGCCGACGGUGCGCAAGAGUUGAUGAACACCACGGCCACCGUCUUCUACAUGCUGCGGGACUCGCCGGCCUGGCUCGGCACCCCGGAGUCGCUGGAGAUGUUGGUGGCUUUGACGGCGAAGCACCUCGCAGCUGUGCGCUGGCCUUCCGCGGAGGCUCUCUUCCCACUGCACCCCACGGCUGCCAGUUCGCCGUUCCCUCGGCUGAGACCAGAGAGUGUGCAGAGCAGUUUGCACAAGUUUGUGGUGGACCGCCUGAACGAACUGGAGAUUUGGACCGGCAUGCAGAAGCUGGACCAGGUGCCGCGCCUUGUGGAGCCAAUUGAUGGAUACAUAGAUGAGAUCCAGGCCGCGCUGCUGGGUCUCUGCAUCUUGGUGCUGGCGGGGGACGUGGCGCGCCUGGACCCAUCUCAGCUGCCGGCCUUCGCGCGGCCCUUUGUCACCUCGGAUGAGGCUCUGGACCUGCACUUUGAGCAUCCCAAUCACUGCUACAUGCUGGCCUGGCGCUAUGACUCCGACCUCUCCUGGUCUGCCCGGAAGGUCCUCGCGCGGGGCUUCAAAAUCGACCAGCGCUGGGCGAGCUCCCUUGCAGAGGACACGGGCCAUGCCACCCACUCGGGGCCAUUCGCCCGGGCACGGUUUCUGACGACCGAGCGCUGGGCGGCGGAGACGGUGCAAGCGGCGAUGGACGCCUUUCACGAGGGCAAGCUGCCCCACUUCAGCAUCAACGUGGCAGAGAGCCUGUGCGAAGCGCUGGAGAUGACACGGCAGUUGCCGGGCAUCUACUUGGAGCUGGGUGUUUACAAGGGCUCCUCCGCCUUCGUGGUCUUGCAGUACCUGCGCCGCGCCUGGCCUUCGCUGCAGCGCCCCGCGCUGCUGGUGGACACCUUCGAGGGCUUCUCGUCGCCGCAGGCGGCUGCAAGCUUGGACAUGGGCUGGCAUGGCACCCACGAGGCCUUUGGGAGCCCGGCGGAGCACAUGAUGUAUCUGCGGGACCUGCUGAGUCCCAUGGAGGUGCCCUUCAGCCUCUUCCAGGCCAACGUCUUGACGGACGACCUGCCGGCGGCGGAAGGGGUGGCGCUGUGUUUGAUCGAUGUGGACACCUUCGAGGCCACGCUCAGCGCGCUGCGGAAGGUGAAGCCGUUGCUGGUGCCUGGAGGUGUCGUGCUGUUAGAGGACGUUACCGCCACACCGUUCCUGACCGGAGCAUUGGCGGCCUUGGACCUUUUUCUCGAGGAGCAGGGCCAAAGCUUCCUUCGCCUCUGCACUCGCUCCAUGGCGGUGCUCAUCCGCGUCGACGAGAGAUGGCAAAAUCGGUCGAGCGCCUGCGCGCACGGCAGCGCGACUUCGAAGAGCGCUGCCAGGGACUUGGCCCGGCGGGAGACCGGUUGGGCUGCCAACGAGGCAGCACAGCAGUACGAUGAGAUGAAGGUGGCGCGCAAGGCGCUGAACCUGCUCAACUAUGAGCGACGCUGCCAUAUGGCAUGCGCGUAG